AUGUACAGCUUGCCUUUGAGACAUUCUGCCUCUCUCUAUCUCCCUUUCUCCCUCCCUCUCCCCCUCUGACCUCUCUCAUCUCUCAUCCCUCUUUGUCAAGAGACAACAUGACAAUGGCUUCUCUUGUGCCCGUGCUGCUCGUUCUGCUGCUGGCGAUUCCGGCGAAGGUGCACGGAGCGACCCUCACCGUGGGGGAUUCCUCUGGGUGGACCCAAGGUACCAACUAUGCGACUUGGGCCGCUUCCCAGACCUUCAAUGUUGGUGACUCUCUUGUGUUUACGUAUACCACGCUCCACUCGGUUGACCAAGUAAGCAAAGAUGACUAUGAUAACUGCAACACCGGCAACGCCAUCAAAUCCUACACCAGCGGGAGCACCACCAUCCCCCUCAGCACAGCCGGCCCGAUGUACUUCAUCUGCCCCACCAGUGGCCAUUGCAGCAGCGGCAUGAAGCUGGCAAUCACUGUCGGCUCGUCGAGCACCAGCCCUGGCUCCUCACCAUCGCCGCCCUCCACCACUACUGGAACGACCUCUCCACCGCCACCCAAUGGCAACGGAGCCACUAGUGUUUUUGGCGUUGGCAAUGUGAUGCUUGGACUCUCAUCUGUGGUAGCGACCGUGAUUGCACUAGUGUGCUAGGGAAGAGCCAGUGCAAUUUGCUGUAAAAUUCAGUUCUCUUUUGUCUGUUGUUGUAUGUAACGUAUGGCAUGUGGAAUAAGCACGGUCCCUCGGAUUCGAUUCGAUUAUCUAUUGAGGUAUUUCUGAUUCUUGAGCGAUGUUUAUUUGAAUAAA
Eucalyptus grandis is the source of this 791-nucleotide messenger RNA. Its product is annotated as mavicyanin. Gene Ontology annotation, cellular component: plasma membrane. The record is from RefSeq and is a predicted model, not a curated record. NCBI's taxonomy places the organism in Eukaryota, Viridiplantae, Streptophyta, Magnoliopsida, Myrtales, Myrtaceae. Gene Ontology annotation, molecular function: electron transfer activity. The transcript is spliced from 2 exons. Bases 108 to 638 code for a protein of 176 amino acids.